Saccharomyces eubayanus is the source of this 3933-nucleotide messenger RNA. RefSeq names its product Sac3p (gene SAC3). Gene Ontology annotation, cellular component: transcription export complex 2; nucleus; cytoplasm. Lineage: Eukaryota; Fungi; Ascomycota; Saccharomycetes; Saccharomycetales; Saccharomycetaceae. Bases 1 to 3933 code for a protein of 1310 amino acids. Gene Ontology annotation, biological process: mRNA export from nucleus; regulation of apoptotic process. The transcript has a single exon. The record is from RefSeq and is a predicted model, not a curated record.
AUGAAUACCGAAUUCGGCUCAAUAGUGCCUUCCGCUAAUUUCGGUUUUUUCAAUGGGCCUACUAAUAAAGAUACUACAAAUGCCAAUGCCAAUGCCAAUGCUAAUGCCAGCAACAACAAUUUCUUUCUAAACGGUAAUAGUAAUGCUAAUGGCACGGAUUCUUCGAAAAACGCCUUCAUGAUAAGUUCCGUUGCCUCAUGGCCUAAAUCACAACAACAGUUGCAGGAUCACUUACCUUCACCAUCGCAUACAGGGAAAGCACCUGACCAAAAAAAGAAAUAUAUGAUUAAUGACCAAAAUACUAUACAGCUUAUAGGUCCCUUGAUUGCUUCUCCUGAGAGUCUUGGUUUCCAGAAAAAACCACACAAGCCUAGAGAAUUGCCGAGAUUCUUAAUCAACCAGGAACCUCAAUUGGAACAGAGAAAAUUCGUACAAGAUUCCUGGGAUGAGGCCAAUCAACAAAAGAUGUUAACCUUGGAAGAAUCCAUCGACGAUCUGAACGAACUAUAUGAAACUUUAAAGCAAAUGAGAAAUAAGGAGCGUUCAAUAAUGGAGGACAAAGGUCUCGUAGACAAGGCUGAUUCAGCAAAGGAUCUUUACGACGCAAUCGUAUUUCAAGGUACAUGUCAGGAUAUGUGCCCCAUUUUUGAAAGAUCAAGGAGAAAUGUCGAAUAUACAGUCUUUUCAUAUGAAAAAAAUGGACCAAAUGAUAAAAAGGCUUCCAGGACUAGAGCACUAAAGGUUUUCGCAAGGCCUGCAGCAGCUGCUGCCCCCCCUUUGCCCUCAGACGUUAGGCCGCCACACAUUCUAGUUAAAACACUGGACUAUAUCGUUGAUAACUUAUUAGCGACAUUACCAGAGAGUGAGGGUUUCUUAUGGGACAGAAUGAGAUCUAUAAGACAAGAUUUUACAUACCAAAAUUACUCAGGACCUGAAGCAGUAGACUGUAAUGAACGCAUCGUAAGAAUACAUCUUUUGAUUUUACAUGUCAUGGUAAAAUCAAACGUUGAAUUUUCACUUCAACAAGAAUUAGAACAAUUGCAUAAAUCUUUAAUCACAUUGUCAGAAAUAUACGACGACGUUCGUUCUAGUGGCGGCUCUUGCCCAAAUGAAGCUGAAUUUAGAGCUUAUGCUCUUUUAAGUAAGAUAAGAGACCCUCAAUAUGAUGAAAAUAUUCAAAGAUUACCAAAACAUAUCUUCCAAGAUAAAAUGGUUCAGAUGGCUUUGUGCUUCAGAAGAAUCAUUUCUAAUUCUGCAUAUACUGAGCGUGGGUUUGUUAAAACUGAAAAUUGCCUAAAUCUUUAUGCACGAUUUUUCCAAUUGAUGCAAUCACCCAACUUACCAUUGUUAAUGGGAUUUUUCUUGCAAAUGCAUUUAACAGAAAUUAGGUUUUAUGCCGUGAGAGCCUUAUCACAUACUUUGAACAAACGUCAUAAACCAAUUCCGUUGGUCUAUCUAGAAAAUACACUGCUUUUCAACAGUCGACAGGAAACAAUUGAAUUUUGUAAUCACUACUCAAUUGAAAUCAUAAACGGAGAUUCUGCUGACUUGAAGACACUAACCCAGUAUUCACAUAAACUAGCAGAAACCCAACCUUUAAAGAAAACGUACUUAAACUGUUUAGAGAACAGAUUACAAGAAACGAGUUAUAAGAGUUUGAUCAAUUGUGGUAAAGAGAAUUUUGAUUCACUGGCUGAUGUAAAAUUUUAUUCAAGAAGUGUAAAAGCGUUAUCUACUAUUGAAAAGCCUUUCUUUCAAACAGAUACAAAGAAUAACUCCAACCAGAUACUCAACCAAAGUAGUCUUUUUGGAUCGAAAAAUUCUGCUCCUUCAAAGAUAAGCACUACCCAUCCCACGGUGACUUUUUUCCCACAACAAGCUAAACAAUCACCUCAAGUAUGUCAAUUUCAAUUUUCAAAAAAUAACUCUCCGUUGACUCAAACAGAUCCUGCAUUUCAAUUAGAGCAAAAACAACAACAAACUAAUGGUACGGCAGAUAAAAACUCUCGACCAGUUAAUCAAUUGUUACCGAGCUCUGAAGCGCAAAUUUCAGGACCUGAAAAGAUAUCCACGACCGAUAUUGAUACAGAAGAUGCAAAGCUGGAACGCGAGAGACUUAGAGAAGAAAAAAUGAAGAAUAAAGAACUAGAAAGAAUAGAAGCAGAAAAAAUUCGCCUAAAGAAACAGGAAGAUGCGAACAAACAAAAAGUUGUUCAGCAAAUUACAGAUGAACUAAUAAGAGAAGUAGUUAACAAUAAUGCAACUGAAAUUGUUAAACGAGAGCUUUCAGAAGUUAAUCACAGGAAAAAGCUCAUUGAUACGAUGUCGUAUGAGCUUUAUGAUGCAUUUAUUCAUGAAAGAUUAUAUCUUAUAUAUAUGGAUUCUCGCGCUGAAUUAAAAAGAAAUCAUGCGCUAAUGAAACGUUACUUUAAGAAGUGGAAAUCAUCUUACUCUCACUUAAAAAAUAAUCGCGCAAUUGAAGAGCGAAAGAAGGAAGAAAUCGAAUUUGUGAGCCACCAAUUAGGAGUACCAAGCUUUAAAAAGCCCACUCGUUUAUUGAGAACUCCAUACAAGAGUAAUGUAGAUUCGUCAUUUAGAUUAUCAUCUUCAGAUAAGAAAAAUAUAACCUUCUCACCCGUCAACGAUGAAUUCAACAAAUUUGCCACUUUUUUAACGAAAACCUCGAAAUUAUGGGAACCGUUAGAUCUGAAGUCAAUCUAUUAUGAUAAAAUGACUAGGAAAUUUCCCACAAAUCUUCUCACUCCCGCAAAUAUUUUUAUUUACGCUAAAGAUUGGUCAUCCCUCUCGAAUCGUUGGAUUUUGAAUAAAUUUAAUUUGCAAACGAUGCGGGAUUCAAAGGAAUUUGAGAAUAACAUUAUUUCCAGCAAGAUCAGCUGCAUUGAUGAUAACUAUGAACCAUCUGAUUUUAGUGACUUGCAAUUAUUGAUCUUCAAUACAGGUGUUACAAAUCCUGACAUAUUCGAUUUAGAAAUGAAACUGAAGGACGACGGUGAGGAACUCAUCAAAUUAAUCACUGGCGUUUCCCUAAACACUAAUAUAUGCUUUUGUCUUCUGAUUAUUUAUUGGGAAUCUGCGGAGAAUACGCUAUCGGAAGGUACUAUUAAACAGUCCCUAAAACUAAAUCGGAUAUCUAAAAACUAUAACAGUGUUAUUGAGCGUAUCGACCUGAUGAAUCUCACGGAGAAAUCCCCUCAUAAAUGUCUGGAAGAGAAACUAUCUGAGAUCUCUCAGUCAUAUAUUUAUAACUUGACGGAGAGAGGAAAAUACAAUAAAACGCUUCGUCAAAAGAGGUCAUUGGCCGGAAUUCACUCACGCAACUCCCAAUUACAGACUACAAAGGAUAUAGAUGAAAAGAUGGAGACAAUGCUAGAAAAAGAAAAAAACAAAUAUCAACAGCAAAUGGGCGAAAGGAAUACUUAUGCACAUUUAGAAUCUCAUAUAUCUGCAUCGCCUAGGGUCAAAAAAAGAAAGCUGCCAAUACUCCUGUCGUCGUCACACUCAAGUGAAUUUAAAACACCUUUGGCUUCUAGACUAAAUACGUCUGGCACCUCAACGUCACCACCACUACCAUCUCAUCUGGCAAUGAAAUUCAGGAAAAACUCAAGGAUAACUAGUUUGCAUACUGUACUACCAGUUAGCACACCAAGUCACAGCACCAAUUUACCAGCUGCAAGUUCGGACGCUACGGCAACAACAGAUAUACAGUCAACUAGAAAUUCAAGAAAUGCUGUAGGACUUUUAAGCAGUGCCUUUGAAGGAAUAUCAGAAAGCCACUCAAUAUGUCAGACACCAAUAAACACUUCAGCUCCUGCGUCGGAGGGCUGUGAUAAAAAUAUAGAUGAUAUUCCCGAUAGUAUAUUAGAACUCAAGAUCUUGAUCGAUUCUGUGAAGAAAAAAGUAAGUAAUGAAUAA